Telopea speciosissima is the source of this 1346-nucleotide messenger RNA. RefSeq names its product alpha/beta hydrolase domain-containing protein 17B-like. NCBI's taxonomy places the organism in Eukaryota, Viridiplantae, Streptophyta, Magnoliopsida, Proteales, Proteaceae. The coding region runs from base 134 to 1201 and encodes 355 amino acids. The transcript has 4 exons. The record is from RefSeq and is a predicted model, not a curated record.
ACUUAAAAAAAGGCGAAGAAGGAGAAGGAAUGUCGAUCUGGUUCUGAUUCGUUCAGAAAUAAAAGAGCGUCUUCUCCAAUUGAUAAAGAGUGAUUUUAACUGUGGGAGUGAGAGACUGUGUGAGAAGAAAGUGAUGGGUGGAGUGACUUCAUCCAUGGCAGCCAAGUUUGCGUUCUUCCCACCCAACCCUCCUUCUUACAAGAUGAUUACUGACGAAGUCACUGGUCUCUUACUCCUCAGUCCUUUCCCUCACCGUGAGAACGUCGAUGUCCUCAAAUUGCCCACUCGUCGCGGCACAGAGAUUGUAGCCAUCUACAUCCGGCACCCCAUGGCAACCUCAACUGUUCUCUACUCGCAUGGUAAUGCCGCUGAUCUGGGUCAGAUGUACGAGCUCUUUAUCGAAUUGAGCAUCCACUUACGCGUCAAUCUUCUGGGGUAUGACUAUUCUGGCUAUGGACAGUCUUCUGGAAAGCCAAGUGAGCAGAACACUUACGCAGAUAUUGAAGCAGCCUAUAGGUGUAUUGAAAAUAAUUAUGGGGCUAAGCAGGAGGACAUCAUCCUUUAUGGUCAAUCUGUUGGAAGUGGCCCCACAUUGGAUCUAGCGGCUCGCUUGCCCCAAUUACGAGCUGUUAUUCUGCAUAGUCCUAUACUAUCGGGUUUAAGGGUCAUGUAUCCUGUGAAACGCACAUAUUGGUUUGACAUCUAUAAGGGUACCUCUGAUGAAGUUGUUGACUGUUCUCAUGGUAAACAGCUUUGGGAGCUAUGUAAGGAGAAGUAUGAACCAUUAUGGCUUAAAGGUGGAAAUCAUUGUGACCUGGAGCUUUAUCCAGAGUAUAUUAGACACCUCAAGAAAUUCAUAUCCACGGUUGAGAAUUCUCCUUCUGAACGGAUUAGUUCAAGGAGAAGCACCGACAGGUUUGAACAGUCACGGCGAAGCACUGAUUGUUUUGAGGCUUCAAGGAAGAGCACUGACCGGAGAGAAAAACCAAGGAAGAGCACUGAUAGAGCUGAAAAAUUGAAAAGCCAUGAGUACAAAUCUAAUAAUAUUGACAGGCUAGAAAAGUUUAGAAUCUCUUUUGACCAAACGGAGAGGUCAAGGAGAAGUGUAGACUGCCUUGAGAAGUCUCGAAAGAGUGUUGACCUACAACUGGAGAGAGCACGAAAGAGUGUUGAUCGAUUGGAUAGAAUACGAACUGGGUAAAUUUUCUUACACAAUGUAAAGUUCAUGCAUGAGUUAUUGUGGAAAAAUCAUUGGGGCAUUUUUAUUUAUAGGUUUCCGGCUGUGUCGUUUGCUUGUGGAAGUUCCAUAUUGACUAGCAUGAAAUGAGAAGUGAUUGUUGUUAUGU